This is a messenger RNA of Aspergillus melleus, 246 nucleotides long. RefSeq lists its product as uncharacterized. Gene Ontology annotation, molecular function: methyltransferase activity. The transcript is spliced from 2 exons. Lineage: Eukaryota; Fungi; Ascomycota; Eurotiomycetes; Eurotiales; Aspergillaceae. The record is from RefSeq and is a predicted model, not a curated record. The coding region runs from base 1 to 246 and encodes 81 amino acids.
AUGCUCGUGUUGGAGCAAGGAGCGCCGCAUUUCCAGGGCCAACUAGAUAUGACGAUGAUGGCAUUUAAUGCUGGUAUGGAGCGGACUCGACAGCAGUGGCAGACGCUGCUAGAGGCGGCUGGUCUAAGGGUAGUCAAAAUUUGGGAUCCCAUCGACGAGGCUGGCGAUGGCAUUGUUGAGGCGACGAAGUCCCAAAUCGUUCAAUUGCCACACACUUCGACCGGGAAUCUCCUCAUUCUGUACUAA